This is a messenger RNA of Leucoraja erinaceus (little skate), 4668 nucleotides long. It is a transcript of the gene foxa1, whose product is annotated as forkhead box A1. The record is from RefSeq and is a predicted model, not a curated record. The transcript is spliced from 2 exons. Gene Ontology annotation, molecular function: transcription factor binding; protein domain specific binding; RNA polymerase II cis-regulatory region sequence-specific DNA binding. Bases 142 to 1380 code for a protein of 412 amino acids. Gene Ontology annotation, biological process: regulation of transcription by RNA polymerase II; anatomical structure morphogenesis; cell differentiation. NCBI's taxonomy places the organism in Eukaryota, Metazoa, Chordata, Chondrichthyes, Rajiformes, Rajidae.
CAAAGUGUUCACCUCCCCACCCUUCUCCACUCUCGCAGUUCCCCCUUUCCAUCUCCCUCAUUUGGCUUCAGCCAGAGUGCAUCCGCGGUGGGAUCUUAUUUUGGGGGUCAGCUUUGAUGUUCGUUUUUGUACUUUGCCUCCAUGAUGUUAGGUGCAGUGAAGAUGGAAGGACACGAAGCAUCUGAGUGGAGCAAUUACUACGGAGAACCACAAGAGGCCUACUCGACGAUGCCGGUAAACGGCAUGAACCCGGGAUUGGGCACCACCUACAUGGGCAUGAACAGUAUGGGCUCCGGCGGCAACAUGACCGCCGGCUCCUUCAACAUGUCCUACGGGAACCCGGCCAUCGGCGCCGGCCUCGGCUCCCCCGGCAUGGGCGGAGGGCCAGCCGGCAUGGGCGCCGGCAUGACAACCAUCAGCCCCGGCUUGAACGCACAGCAGAGCUCCCUGAACGGCCUGAGCCCUUACCCGGGGAUGAGCUCCAUGUCUUACCCGCAGGGCAACGUGAGCCGGCCCCGGGACGCCAAGAGCCUGCGGCGUUCCUACCCUCACGCCAAGCCGCCUUACUCCUACAUCUCACUCAUCACCAUGGCCAUACAGCAAGCGCCGAGCAAGAUGCUGACCCUGAGCGAAAUCUACCAGUGGAUCAUGGAACUCUUCCCCUACUACAGGCAGAACCAACAGCGCUGGCAGAACUCCAUCCGACACUCGCUCUCCUUCAACGACUGCUUCAUCAAAGUGGCCCGCUCGCCCGACAAGCCGGGCAAGGGGUCAUACUGGAGCUUGCACCCGGACUCGGGCAACAUGUUCGAGAACGGCUGCUACCUGCGGCGCCAGAAGCGCUUCAAAUGUGACAAGAAACCGUCAAUGAAAGGGGGUCCGGACGGCGCGAGGAAGGAGGAGGAGGAGCAGGAAGGGGAAUCCGGUUCGCCGUUGCCUGGGGGGAACAACAGCAUGAGCCGGGCCGAGCCCAACCCGGACACGGCGCCUCGCCUGGAGCUGAAGUGCCAGGCUCAGGUGGUGAGCUCGGCUCCGGUCCUCAGCGCAGCGCUGGAGCCGCUACCACACCCGCUGUCGCUGGGCCAGCUACCGGCGGUCGAGCCGCACCACAUGCACCCGCUGAAGGCGGACCCACACUUCUCCUUCAACCACCCCUUCUCCAUCAACAACCUCAUGUCGUCCGAGCAGCAGCACCAUCAUCACAAGAUGGACCUGAAGGCUUACGAGCAAGCGAUGCACUACUCCAGCUACGGUGGAGGCAUGUCCAGCGGGCUGCCCCUUGCCUCCAUGGGCAAGGGCGGCAUGGACCCCUUGGUGCUGGCCAGCGAAGCUUCAUACUACCAAGGUGUGUAUUCCAGGCCCGUCCUCAACACUUCCUAGUCACGAAGCUAACCCCCCACCCCCACCCCCCACCCGCAAAGUCAAUAAAACUUCUCCCUAACUGGGAUCGCUGCAAAAUGCAUCUUCUGUGCAGAGACUGUUACUUUGUAACCUGUACAUGUGUAGAAACUGUGGAAGUAUAAAGUAGCUGCAAACGUUAAAUCACAAUUGUACAUUUCACAAAGUCAGACACCUGCAGCAUGUUUUUAAUUUUUUUUUGUUUUGGAAACGUGCUGUAAGAUUUCUAGAAUCGGUUAUGUUAUGUUCUCCGCGUCUGCUCAAUGUUCCCCGUGGCUGCACACAAAGUCAUUGCAAGACUUGAAAAGAUGAAAAGGUGGUGGUAUCUAAAUUAAAACCAGCCUGCUUGGAGAAAAAUAGCUAUGUUCAUUUUAUGAAACCGCUGUUCCCCACAGCCUUUCCGGACGUUGUACAGUUUUAAUGAAACUCGGCUCAUUUUGCAUGACCAUUUCAACAUUGGCGAACAUUUUUUUAAAGCGGGUUUAUUGUAAAAAUGAACCAAAUGUUACCUGCAUCAGGAACCUCGAAAAGUUACCUUUUUAUCGUUCCACAAUGACUUUUGACUUUUAUUUCUACUUGGUGUUCAUGCACUUUCCCCCUCGUUUUUAGCUGUCUAGAAAUGUCGGUGUUAGUACACAGCCAGGCGGUCUCUCGCAGCUUGUCUCAAUGUGCCUAAUUUAUUGCAUGGUCAACUCUAGGUCCUUCAUAGUUUUAAGUUGUUUAAAAAAAUAAUAAUACAAAUGGAAUUUAAGGAGUUGUUAAUUUUGUAUUUGUAAUUCUAUGAAAACGAAUAAAAUUAUUUUGAUUUGAUGAGAAAAUAAAAAGUUAAUUCGCAAAAACUUGUCAUUUGUUAUUAGAUUAGUCACCAUUAAGUGUGCUUAUUUUUUAAUAAUUGAUAAUUAUUUCUUGUGUAUAAUACAAUUCAGCACGUCACGACAAGCGAGCGAUUUAUUUUGAUUGGUAGAUCUUUUAGAUCAGAAGUUUCAGCGACAAUGUCCAUAAUUAUAACAACGGGCGUGUCAGUCUUUCUGAACAUAACAGGGGUCAGACAUCAGGUAGAUUUUAAAUGUUUAUCCAGUGGCCACAUGCACUAAAUAAUAUUUCAUUAAUUCUGCAAGGACGGUCUUUAAUUAUGAGCAGAUUAAUUUUCAAGUACAGCAGUUAAAGGUUCCCAGGCACUGGAAAAAAAUGUUUACGCCACUGACUUUGUGUUUGAACUCCUUCAACCCUGGUUCGACAAUUCAGAUGCUCAGUUUCCCAUCUUCGAAUUUAUAUAUUUUAAAACGCAGAACUACUAGAAUAUGUAUGUAGCGAAUCAAAUCGCAGCAAAAUAGUUAAAAGAAACACGAAAAAACAACGGAUAUUACAACACAUUUCAUUUAUUUAAAACAGAUCUGGAGUUGGUGUCCAAGCGAUCACCAAAUCUUCCAUUCAAGUCAAGUAUUCUAUGUAUUUGUGUAACGCCCGCUUAUCAGGCAGCCGCUACACACGUUAAUGUGUUGCCAAGUGUGAACUGCUGCCGCUGUCCUGUCUCUGUGAUAUCGCGCAAAACACAGACCCUGAAAAUAUAUCGUUAUAAUUAUAUUUCAUAUUGACAAUUAUUUAACUGAUGUGGGUUUAAAAAUAAAUAUUUUAAUGCAUGGUCUAUUUAUUUAUUUUUUUUGGGGGGGGAUCUCCAUCAAAAAUGCUUGUCUGUGUUUUUGUGUGUUAAAAAUUAACAGCGACUUUGUUAGCAAAACAGUUCAGAAUUUUGAAUUAAAACCCCCAUUGUCAUAACGGAUAAAUGACAAAGCCUGUGCGGAACAAUUAACAAAACUGUAUAUAUAGAGGGAGAAAUAAAUAUUCGCAGGGUUGUUUUUCUUUGUCACGCUGGGAAACAAAUAUGAAGUAUUGUUUAAUACAAUUGCAACAAUAUGUAACAGAAUUGCAUUUCUUUGUACUCGGGCACAAAACACUUUGUAAUUUCGAUUCACACAAGUGGGCUUUGGACAUGAAUAGCUUUCGCUUUGAUCAUUGAUCACUGGUGGGACACACACAUUGUCAGAGUAACCGUGAAAUUAUUUUAAUUAUCGUGUAAUUGCCCCCUGAUGAGUGAAAAGAUGUGGUGCGAAAUUGAGAAGAGGGUGUAGCGAAUUCGCUGAAUAUCCAAGAGUUGCAUCAGCAACGUGAGCGUUGCUAAAUUGGCAGUUUAUUUCCUUUACAAACGGGCCCAAGUGAAUUAUGAUAUUUCGAAGACUAAUUUGAAAUAUAUAUUUUAUGACAAUCUCGUCAAAUGUUUCAACCAAAUCCGUAAAAACUGCAGAAAAAUGCCCAGAUUAUAUUUUGAUCACCAAAAUCGAUUCAACAAAAUUAAAUACUUUUACAGAAAAACGGGUUCCGAAAGAAAAAAUAUACCGCCACGAAAGAUAAAAUCAGAUAUCUGUUAUUUUUCUUAGUAUUAAUAUUUGAACCAAUUAUCAAAUUAUGGCUGGAUAUGGAGUUUAUUGGGAAAGGUUCCAUUACAUUAAGAUUCUACUGCGCGUCUAGUUUCCAUUGUUCAAUGUUGAACCACAGGCCAGAUAUGUGUAGGGUUGUACAGUGUACUGAAAUGGCCCCUUUUAAUCAAAACGCCACUGACAGCAAAUGUUGUCGGGUUUUACCCGUGCGGUGUCUCGUGUGUGUUCAAACCGGACUAUAUUUAUUUUAAUAAAUUUGCUUUUAGAAAUAGCAUUGUUUUUAAAUGGUAAAUAAACACAUUUUCAACUGUGCAACUUUUCUAGAAAAGACUUAGCACGCCAGCUUACUGUGAUAAGCCAGUAACUAGUGAAAUCCUGGCAGUGAGGUCUCCUCCAUCUGUUGUGAUACCGGGAGUUAAUGUUCCUACAUUUGCUUUCCACUUUUGUUGGUGCCAUAAUUUAAAAAUUUGGUGAGAGCAUAUUAGCAGGAGCAACAACAGUAAAUAUAGCAGACCAGCCUGUGAACUAUUUUAGCAUUCGCUUCUGAUAUCAUCAGAAUACCCCGUCCAAAUAACUUCAGAAGAAAUUGCGAUGACCGUUCCUGAAUUCUUUUCAAUGGUAAAUAUGUAAGAAGGAUCAAUCUCGUUUGACAGUCCGAUGUAAUAUUGAAUUGUACAAGCACAGGUUGUUUUCUUUGGUGCUAGAGUCAAUAGAACAAACUAGCGUUCAGGCAAAGUAAGGAAAACCCUUAAGAACUCAACCCCCCUCCCCUCCCCCACUUCCAGCAGCAAGAGCCGAUAGUUUUCAUUACACAAUAAGGCGAGGUGCCUUUUGC